GGCGUCUGGGGUCUUAAAUGCUAACAAGCGGCCGUCUAAGAUGCAUCAAUUGGUCUCAACCCACCUGGAUCAAAGGAGAAUGAAGAACACCAAGGUCACACGACAACUAAGAGCCCAAGAGACAGAAAGGGCCACAUGAACCAGAGACCUACAUCAUCCUGAGACCAGAAGAACUAGUUGGUGCCUGGCCACAACCAAUGACUGCCCUGACAGGGAGCAUAACAGAGAACCCCUGAGGGAGCAGGAGAUCAGUGGGAUGCAGACCCCAAAUUCUCACAAAAAGACCAUACUUAAUGGUCUGACUGAGACUAGAGGAAUCCCGGUGUUCAUGGUCCCCAAACCUUCUGUUGGCCCAGGACAGGAACCAUUCCCGAAGACAACUCAUCAGACAUGAAAGGGACUGGACGGUGGGUAGGAGAGAGAUGCUGACGAAGAGUGAGUUAUUUGUAUCAGGUGGACACUUGAGACUGUGUUGGCAUCUCCUGUCUGAAGGGGGGAUGGGAGGAUAGGGAGAGUUGGAAGCUGGCAAAAUUGUCACGAAAGGAGAGACUGGAAGGGCUGACUCAUUAGGGGGAGACCAAGUGGGAGUACGGAAUAAGGUGUAUAUAAACUUAUACGUGACAGUUUGACUUCAUUUGUAAACGUUCACUUGAAGCUCAAUAAAAGUUAAUAACAAUAAUAAAAAAGCAACGGAAAAAAAAAAAUGAAACAAGCAAGCCAGUGAAGUAGGGAUGGGGGAAGAGAGAUGCCAAGCCAUUUGAAGAUGAUCCAAGAGCAGAAGCUUAGAAGAGACAAGGACCUUCCUCCAGAGCCCCCAGAGAGAGAGACUUUCCCUAGAGCCAGCACCCUGAUUUCGGACUUCUAGCUGCCUAAACUGUGAGAAAAUAAAUUUCUGUUUGUUAAAGCCACCCGUUUGUGGUAUUUCCAUUAUAGCAGCACUUAAGACACAUGGGCUUGGGUCAGGUCACCUUAGUCCUCAAAAUAACAUCUUUUUAAUACUUUAAAGGGGUCUAUUGCAGCAGAUUUGCCUAAUGCAAUAUGUUGUUUACUUUCUUAACUACUGCUUCCAUGGACGUUGUGGAUCCAAGUAAAAUGAAAUCUUUUGACAACUUCAGUAUUUUCUCUGUUGGUCAGAAUAAAAUGUUGGUGCCCUGUGUCAUCCUCACAAUUGCUGGCAUCUUUGAGCCCAUCGUUGUGGCUAUUGUGCCAGUCUUUCUUACUGAGGGUCUCCAUCACCCUUCUUAGCCUUCUCCUUCAUCAGACAUGAUAUCCUUCUCCAGUAAUUGAUCCCCCCUGAUGAUGUGGGCAAAGCAAGUGAGUUGGACAGUGUUCUGUUGUGAUCCAUAAAGUUUUCAUUGGCUAAUCUUCCAAAAGUAGAUCUUCAGACAUUUCUUUCUAGUUUGUCUCAGUCUGGAAGUUCUGCUGAAUCCUGUCCACCAUGGGUUAUCCUGCUGGUAUUUAAAAUACUGGCGGCAAAGCUUCCAGCAUCCCAGCAACCUACAAACCACCAGAAUAUGACAAAAUGACAAAUGAAUGGGUGGUGGGAAGUAAGCAUAGUGGCUAAUGAAUGUUUAAAAUAUUCUGGCUCACUCAGAGAUGCGUUUUAUCGGGCUAGAUUGUGUCAUUAGCUGACUCCAACCACAGAGAUCCCACGUGCUGUGGAUAGAGGGGCUUCUAACUGUCAUAGAAUGUUUAGGGACCUGGAAGUAGAUGCCAGCCACAUACUUGAUUUACAUGGACUCAGAGGCCCUGAGUGCAAGAACUUGCUUCAGGCUCAUUUUUGGAGUUCAAAUGUUUAUGGAUGUUCUCAUGGCUUUGGAUUCCCCAAAGCGGGCAGGAUCUAAGGAAGCGACAGGGUUCCUGAGAGAAAUUCAUGAUGAAGAAACCUGCCGGGGUCUGGCUAUCUGAGAGAGCAGUGGUUCCAGGUACCUCCUCUGACCCACUGGACUUCCUUCAACUCCUCCUGCCAACAACAGACCCUUCCCCACAAAAAUGGGUACGUGCACGCCUUCCAAAGGAGAGGAGAGUGAACUAUGAUAUAAUGCAGGGGUCCAUGAACUCUAUAACCUCUGGCUCUUUUACUAAGGCUCAAGGGCUAAGAAUUGUUUUUUACAUUUUUUAAAGGGCUGUAAGAAACUAAGCAAAGACAAACGUGCAACAGGGAACUAUGGGGCCUAAAACCAGUUGCUGCGAAAUCGAUGCCCAUUCAUGGCUACCUCAUAUGUGUCAGAGUAGAACUGUGCUAUGUAGGGUUUUCAUUGCCUGAUUUUUCGGAAGCAGAUCUCCAGACUGUUCUUCCAAGGUCCCACUGGGUAGACUCUGAUCUCCAACUUUUUGAUUAGCAGCCAAGAACAUUAAUCACUUAUACCACCCCAGGGACAUUGUGGCCUACAAAGCCUAAAAUACUUACUAUCUGGCCCUUCACAGGUAAAAUUUGCUGACCCCUAUAAAACCUGGGUGUUGAUGCCUGAAGGGCACUAUCAAGACAACCCUGUUUGAAAGAGCAAGGCCCAAGGGCAGAAAUGGCUUCCCUGCUGUCUGGGCUUUGAGGUUAGUAGCCUAGAGGAAGUGCCGAGAACUUUGUCAGUAGUGUAGGUUCAGCUUGUGAGUGGCAGAGUGACAAAAGUCAGUGGAGCAGAGGAAAAGUUUAGGAGAACAGGGAAGGUAGACUGUAAAGCGAUAGGGCUUCAGUCUAUUUGUGUGAUAGGCAUCCCAAUCAGGAAAGCCUAGAAGGACUGAUUGAGGAGCUGAAUCCCAGGAAAAGCAGAGUGCAUUGCUAAUCAAUGGGUGGAGCUCAGAAAAUUGGGAUUUAGGCCAUUACCUUAAACACAGCAUGUUUUUAUCACCAUGAGGAGGGAGGCCAGGGGACUUUUUGUAUACAUUUGUGCUUUAUCGUUUACAAAGUAUAUCUCAUUGUGUGAUUUUGAGAACCCUCUGAAACAGGCAGAAUGGAUAUUACUCCUGACCUCAGUUUAUAAAGGAAGGAGAAUUGAUGCUUGGUUGGAGAGGUGUCUCGUUCAAAGUCAUAUAGUUAUUAUGUGGUGGAACUGGAAAUCAAAUCCAGUUAUUCUGGCCCCAAAACCUGAGCGCCAUUCUGAGUCAAUGAAUUAUCACUACUCUUCAAAAUUUAAUUCUGCACCUACCCCCAACACAAAGUCUCCUCACUGGAUAUUGUCUCUUUCUUGGGUCAUUAUAUGAACAUAUAAGAUAACAGCAAUGGCUAGAGUAGCUUUGGAACUGGAAUCAUUCUGUGUAUCUCAGCUUAGUCACCUUCUUGCUUGGGAAGGUCUAUAUGGAACAAACUCUUAGGAGAGUGUAAAAGAUAAUUUGCACUGGCCUGGGGUUGCUUAUGGGGCCCUGGUAGCACAGUGGUUAAGCAUUUGGCUGUUAAUCUAAAGGUCAGCAGUUUGAAUACACCCUGUGGGGCAGUUCUACCCUGUCCUACUGGGUUGCAAUGAGUUGGAAUCGACUCAACGGCAAUGGGUUUGGCAAGGGGGGGGGAUUGUUAAUGUAUGUCUGAGAAUUCUCAGUUAAGACAGGUUACUUCAACAUUCUGGUUUUAACUUCAUUAAAAAAAUCCAUGAAAGGAGUAAUUGUGAGAAAUAAUUAUUGGCUUCAUGAUAAUCUUCUUCAAAAUUGGAGCUUUUUUUUUUUCUUUCUUUUUUACUAUUUUGCCAUAGAUCUUUGAAUAAGAUACUAUGAAACACAACAGAUUGAGUGAUCUGUCUUGGCUAUGUAUGUUUUGGAUAGCAAAGACUAUAAUUUCUACAUGAUACGAUAGGAGAGAGAACUUUAUGUACUUAUUCACCACCUGCAUACGUGGAUAUAUUUGUCAUAAUUAAGUGAGCAAUGGAGCCAGCUGUGGCCAGCGGUGGCCCCGGCUCUCCUCCGUCUAGGUCUUCGCCUGAGCAGUGGAUUGGAUGGUGGAGCCAGUGUCACUGAUAAACUCAGCAGCAAGCCCCAGGGGAAUCCGUCACUGUAACAGCCAUCUAGCAGUCUCAGGGAAUCUAACCACAUCCAUAUUCAGAUAAGGAGAACACGGAGUGCUUUCAGAGAGAAUGAUAACCAGGGACUUGGGGAUAAUGCUGCCUUUACGCUUUUCAUAACAUAUGUUAAAAAAUAAAGCCGUGAAAGUCAUGGUUGUGACGAGUGAAGACAGGAAAAUGAGAGGAGCAAUUCACACGGCGCACUUUCCCUUGGAGCGAGAAGUUCAUGUUCGUUUUUUCAGAGUGGGGUGUUUCAUCUCUUACAGCAUCUGUCAGAAGGCUAGGUCAGCUAUGGAUUAGCGGCUCCUGGCUCACUUGGAUCUUGGCCUGGCUGCCUCCCUGUACCUUUCAGAUUCAGCUCGAGUGUCAUUUGCUUGAGAGCCUUACACCCACGCAUUGUGGGUUACCCCACCGCCCCCCUCUGCUCUCCAUGUCACCAUUCUGUUUUAUUCUCUUAGCAGCACUUUUACAUAAUCACUGUUUGAAAGUAUUUUAUUUAUUUGUUGAUGUGUUAACUAUCCUGUCACCUGGAAUGUAAGCUCCCUGCAAGCAGAAAACAACCAUGACUCUCUGGCUCAUAGCUGUUUUCCUAGCACUCAGAACAGUGCCUGGCCCGUUGCAGAUGGAAUUGAUUCCAACUUAUGGCAACCCCGUGUGUUUCAGAGUAGAACUCUGCUCCAUAGGGUAUUCAGUGGCUGAUUUUUCAGAAGGAAAUCAACAGGCCUUUUUUUCUGAGGCGCUUCUAAGUGGACUGGAACCUUCAACCUGUCGGUUAGCUGCUGAGAGCAGUAAUCUUUUGUACCACCCAGGGACUCCUGGCCUUAUGAUGGGUGCUCAAUAGAUAUUAAUUGAGUGCCUCAGUGCAUGAAUGAAUGAGUAAGUAAGUGCUUUCCUAUUGCCCAUAGUGCCCAGAUCCUGAGUUGUGGUUUCCUGAGUGGAAGAGUCCAAAUGUAUUGGUUUUCUGUUGCUGUGUAACAAAUUACCACUAACUCAGUGGCUUAAACACAGAUUUACCUUAUACUGGAGGGCAGAAGUCCAAUAUGGGUCUCGAUGGGCUAAAAUCAAGGGGUUAGCAGGACUGCAUUCCAUUCUGGAGGCUCUAGGGGAAAUUCAUUUCUUCGCCUUUUCUAGCUUCCUUGGCUUGUGGCCUCUGCCAGCUUCAGAGCCAGCAUUGGUGGGUUGGGUUCUCAGGUUGCCAUCUGUCUAGUUCUCUGCAGCCAGGAAAAGUUCUCUGCUUUUAACUAUCCUUGUGAUUAUAUUAGACCCACCUUGUAAUCCAGGAUAAUCUCUCUAUCUCAGGGUCCUUAACCUUAAUCACAUCUGCAAAGUCCAUUUGGCCAUGUAAGGUAACAUAAAUGAUAAUAAGUGAUUGAAUAAGAAUUCAAAAUCCCAGGGAGUCUGGCUCCAGACUCUGCUCUCUAACCAGUGUACUACUCUGCCACUCAUGGGGCCAAUGACAGAGUGCCCAAGAGGAGCCUAUGAGAGUCCUGAGUUGGGUGCUGGGGAGCGGAGCCACAGUUUCUGUGCAGGUGGGCAUGGAGGGCUGAUAUUUGGACUCCAUGGUUCCUGCCUCAGGAAAGCCCAGAACAUACAGCAGAUCCCACUGUGUGUCAGGCACAGCCACCUGCUGCAGGAAUCCCAGAGAUGUGGGAGAUGUUGUCUGUGCUCAAGAGGAAGCAGAACCAACACAGCAUGCAGGCAUUCCUCGUGAGAGGCUGGGUGGGAGACACUGUGUAUUGUACGACAUGCUCCACUAUCUCUUGAGCUUCUCGGUUUAGUUAAGAGGAAGAGUGGAGUGGUACAGAGGAAAGGUCAGAGGCCUGAGUUUGCAUGGCCACUUUAUCAGUUGACUCAUCUGAGCCUAACUCAAGUACCUCAGUUCAUAGUUCUGUGAAGAGCAAAUACAAAUUCUGUUUGUCUUCAUCUCCAGAAUGGCAGAGGAUCAAACGACUAGUGAGAAUGGCUCUAUAAAUACUGGCUAGUGCUGUCCACAUGCCUAAGUGACACAGUGAGGAAGGAAAGCAAGUGUGGGCACCUCACUGCCCCACAAACCUGUCUGGUUAGUUUCACCCUGCGGGUAAACUGGAGAGCAUGAGUAAGACUUGAAAUUUUCUUCCCUUAGCUUCUGUAAGAGAGACUGACUGAUAGCCAGGCUUUACAGGCCAGCCCAUCAAAGCAUGUAAUCACUCAGAGCAGUGAUUCACAGGGGCAUGAGAAGGCUGUCUUGUCUUUGGUGUGCAGAUCCAUGGUCAUGAUGACUCCCAUAAAACGAUGGUGGUCAUCGGAAGGGGAAGCCUCCUCCACGCAUCUCCAUUGCCCUCAUUUUAGUUACUGUAUGGUGGCCAUGGAAUUCCAAUAGUUUCACGUAUAAAAAUGGUGCUCUUCAGUGAGUUUUGCUCUAAUUGUGUGAGCAGAAGAAACAACUGUGAGGGUUAGGUUUCAGGUAAAGGUGCAAAAAUUUACCACACCAAUAAGCAUCUGAAAACACUUAUUUCAGUCAUCAGUGAUAUAUAACUGUCAAGGACUGUGAAGGGUCUGAGAUUUUAUCUUGCUUUAAGCUAAUAGGUUAGCCUGUCAAAGUUUUAAAUGGGUUUGCAGAAGACAUGAGACUCCUGAAUCAAACACAAAGAACUUUAUCCUUCAUGACACAGAAGGCAGCAUGAGUUUCAGAGUCACAUGGGUUCCCUGGGCACCUUAGCUCCUAUGGGGAUGAUGCAGAGAGGGCCCAGGUGAAUCCUGUGUACAGGGAGUCUGUAUAAGCAGAGUUUGGGAAACCCCCAGUUUUAUAAAGGAUUGCUCGCAAACUUGCUCAACCUUUAGCUGCAGGAAGACAUUAUCCUUAUUAUCCGGGUCAGGGAACAAAUCUGUCCUUGAUCUUGGAGGCAGACACUACCUCCGUCCUCACAGGCUGUUAGCUUUACGCAUACCCUUGAAAAGACGGUCUGGAACAAAGACUGUCAUGGCACAUGUAGUAAUGCCACUGAGAAUUGCCUUUCGAGGGAAAUUAAUACAUACUUAGCUAAAUUUCUAAUAAACCUGUUGCCAUUGAGUUGAUUCCAACUCAUAAUGACCCUAUAAGACAGAGUAGAAAUGCCCCAUAGUGUUUCCAAGGAGCACCUGGUGGAUUUGAACUGCUGACCUUUUUGGUUAGCAGCCAUAGCUCUUAACCACUACACCACCAGGGUUUCCAAAUUUCUAAUAAGGGCCUAUAAAAAGUUGUUUGUGUCUAAAAAUAGUAAAUUUACCAGUGAAUUGAUAGUCUAAAUUCUGUUGGAGAAAAAAAAAAAUCCAUUUCUAAUUCCCUUCACUUAGUGAGUUCUACUGGGUAUUUUGGGGCAGGGACUUAAGCAGACUUGUUUCUUAUAUACUCAGUCAAUUUCCAUGGACUUGCAAUGAAUUGGUAAUUAAAUGGUAUUUUAAUGAAAGUUGUUUACAGUGUGCAAAGGGCAUGUGAUUAAUUAUCUCAUUGGUUAAAUUUGGUUACAAGAAUAAUGAAAGCAGGAAUUUUUACGUUGACGAUGCAUAGGACCAGUUGAAGCUCACAUAAAGGUUUUUGUUUGGAAAAGCAAACACAUUUGUUUGAUUUCCACGAUAAUUUUUGAGACAAAUUGUUAACGGGAAAAUUAUUAUGUGAGGUACAAGUUUCUUUAUAUUUGAUUUUCAAUUAACUAAUUCCUCAAGUUCGUUCAAUCUUUAUUUAUGGUUUUACUUAAAGAUUGUAGACCUAUUACUACCUACUCAGUGUGUCGUCAGUGAUAAACUGAACCCAAGGGAAUGGGCUAAUCCAUAAGAUAACUGAACUUCCAGUACUGUUUAGGUUUAAACUUGAUACCAGGAAUCACACAGUGCUGUAAAUGUCAGGAAAUUCAAGGACCCGCAUUCCGCUUGGUGGUUGGUGCAAUGCUGUAGCGUGGCCUUUCAAUGCAGCUGUAUCUAUAUUAAACUCCAGCUCUGCCAGUUCCUAAUUCUGCAAUUUACUUAAAAUAUCUGAGCCUCAAUUUCUUCAUCUAUAAAUUGUGUGUAAUGAUCAGUACAUGGUAAGAUAGUUGUGAGGCUUAAAUGAAAUAUGUUAUCCAAAUCUAACACAUUCCUUUAGUAAUGUAAAGGGAUCAUUGACGUCAGUUUAGAACCAUUGCAAAGUUUUUUUGAUUACUUUCAGCUUGGGUGAAGCUUUAAAUUCUUAGUUAAAUUCUUUCUCUAAAGUACUCAUUAACUGUCUAUUAUUUUUCUAGUUAUCUGGGUACAUCAGGGAAUUAAAAUCAUCCUUUAAAAAUCAUCCCAUGGAUAUCAAAAGCUCAUAAAUUGCUAGAUGCUAAUGGGAAAGUUAAGAAUCUGCUCCAACUUAUCAUUGCAGGCGCACACGGAGCUAUCUAGGGAAAAGCCAGGGUUGGCUGAAAUUCCCAGAAAAAGAUGCUUUGCAGAAUCCAAAAUAUGUCACUCACUAUAAAAUUAAUUAAAUUAUUUACCAGCCACACACAUACUAGUCAAGGUUGAAACUGUGAAAGACCACAAGGAAGAACAGGCUGUUCCUUUUCUACCGGGAGCACUCGUAUUUAGAUAUAGUGAGGGCCCUCGUGUGCGAUGCGCUCAGUGCUUAUGGGAAACCAGGACUGAAUAUUUAAAAACUAAUUGUGGUUAAUUAAGAUGGCCAAAAGAACAAUGACAAUUUGGGAUUCUAUUUUUAUCAGUUUAAUCAAUCUCUCAAGUGAAAAGUAGGAGAGAGAUUUUAGACGAACAACUGUAAAGCUUUGGAAUGGGAGUGGAAUGAGAAGUGAUGUUUUAUAAUCUUUAAAAUAAGCGGAUACUAUAUUCUGAAUAUAAAGGCAGCCAUGACUGAAGUGGGGGAGAAGGGAAGUUGAUGGGUUCCAGGAGUUGGGAUGCUGUAAGACCAGUGGUAAGGUGACUGCCUUCUCCCAGAGUGUGAAUGUCUGUUUGCUGCUACCGUGUAGAAAACAGCACUAUAUGAAGAAGCCAGUUGUUAUAACAUAUAUAUGUGUGUGUGUGUGUGUGUAUGUAUAUACCAUAAAUGGAGCCCUGGUGGUACAAUGGUUAAGAGCUCAGCUGCUAAGCAAAAGGUUGGUAGUUCAAAUCCAGAAGCCACUCCUUGGAAACACUCUGGGGCAGUUCUCCUUUGCCCUAUAGGGUCACUAUGAGUUGGAAUUGAUGGCAAUGGGUUUAUAUCAUGAAUAUAUUUGUACUCAUUCUCUCUCUACAUAUAUAUGUGUAUAUAUUUAUAUCAUAUGUAUAUACCAUAUGUGUAUCAUAUAUAUAUAUUUAUACCAUAUAUAUAGAUUGAUUCCAAAUAUGUAUAUUUAUACCAAAUGUAUAUAUUUAUAACUUGUAUAUUUAUGUUGUUGUGUGCUGUUGAGUCAAUUCCUACUCAUACCCUAUAGGCCCGAGUAGAACUGCACCCAUAGGGUCUCCAAGGCUAUAAUCUUUAUGGAAGCAGAUGGCUACAUCUUUCUCCCAAGGAGUGGCUGGUAGGUUUGAGCCAUCAACCUUUUGGUUAGCAGCUGAGGGCCUAACCACUGUACCACCAGGGCUCCUUACAAAUAUUUAUACCAUAUAUAUAUUUAUUUAUACCAUGUGUAUAUCUACAAAUAUUUAUUUAUUCCACAAAUAAUAACUAUACUUAUACCAUAUGUAUAUAAUUUGUGCUGUAUAAUAUAAUUUAUACCAUAUAUAUUUAAAUUUUCAUAUUAUAUGUAUUUUAAUUUAUAACAUAUACGUGUGUGUGUAUACACACACACACACACACACAUAUGUUGUUGUUAGGUGCCAUUGAGUUGGUUCCAACUCAUAGUGACCCUGCGUGCAAUACAACAAAACACUGCCCAGUCAUGCACCAUCGUCAUAAUUGUUGCUAUGCGUGAGCCCGUGUUGCAGCCACUUUGUCAGCCCAUCUUGCUGAGGAUCUUCCUCUUUUUCUGUGAUCCUCUGUUUUACCAAGCAUGAUGUCCUUUUCCAGGGACUGAUCCCUCCUGAUAAAAUGUCCAAAGUAUAUUAGACAUAGUCACACCAUCCUUGCUUCUAAGGAGCAUUCUGUCUGUACUUCUUCCAAGACAGAUUUGUUCAUUCUUCUGACAGUCCAUAGAAUAUUUGAUAUUCUUUGUUAAUACCACAAUUCAAAGGUGUCAAUUCUUUUUUGGUCUUCCUUAUUCAUUGUCCAGCUUUCACAUGGAAUACACACACACACACACACACGCACACACAAAUGUUGGGAGUUCAAGGAGCAACUGGUGAAUUUGAACUGCUAACACUUUGGUUAGCAGCCAAGUGCAUAAACACUGCACUACCAGGGCCCCAUGUGUGUAUAUACGCAUAUAUGUGUGUGUGUGUGUGUAUAUAUGUGUGUAUAUAUAUAUGUAUACAUAUAUAUGUAUUUAUGUAUACAUAUAUAUGGAAACCCCGGUGGCUUAGUGGUUAAGUGCUGCAGCUGCUAACCAAAAGCUUGGCAGUUUAAAUCCACCAGGUGUUUGUCAACUCUAUGGGGCAGUUCUGCUCUGUCCUAUAGAGUCACUGUGAGUCAGAAUCAACUCAAUGGCAACUGGUGUUUUAUACACACACACACAUACAUGUAUAUGGAGCCCUGGUGGCACAGUGUUUAAGUGUUCUGCUGCUAACCAAAAUGUUGGCACUUCAAAUACAUCUGUUACUCCUUUGAAACCCUAUGGGGCAGUUCCACUCUGUCCUAUAGGGUUGUUAGGAGUCAGAGUCGACUCGACUGUAAUGGGUAGUAGUAGUUUAUAUAUGUGUGUAUGUGUGCUUAAAAUCUCCCCAGGGUGUCUUCACAUUAUACAUAAAUGUUAACAGUUUUACUUAGUAAAGAUUGGGUUAAAUAUUUACUUCUUGCUGAGUGUCACCAUAUGCCUAAACUUUAAAAAUAGCAGCUAUUCCAAAGGAGGGAAACAAACUAAACAAUUUGGAAGAUAAAUCAAAGCUAUUCUGAACUGGCCGUUAAUGGAGGUAAUUGGAUAAUGCUGACAUUACACCUACUCCUCACUUAUCAACUAUCUUGUUAUCUGACAUUUUGCAUUUAAGACAGUAGUAAAAAAUCACUAGCCUACUAUUUUGCACAGUAAUGGUGUAUGUCUGGCAGGUAUGAGGUGAGAGUAGCACUGGCUGUGAUGGUUAAGGUUAAGUGUCAACUUGGCUGGGCCAUGAUUCGCAGUGGUUUGGCAGUUAUGUAAUGAUGUAAUUUCGUAAUUUUGUGGUGAUGCAGGAGUGCUGGUGGCACAGUAGUUAGCUGUUCAGCUGCUAACCAAGAGGCUGGCAGUUUGAAUCCUCUAGCUGCUCCUUGGAAACCAUAUGGGGCAGUUCUACUCUGUCCUAUAGGGUCGCUGUGAGAUAGAAUUGACCCAAUGGCAAUGGGUUUAUUUUUACUUUUUGUUUUGUGGUGAUGUGAUUUGGCAGUUAUGUAAUGAUGUAAUUAGACUGUUAUGUAUUGAUGUAAUUUGGUAGUUGUGUAAUGCUGUAGUCAUCCUCCAUUUUGUAUUCUGAUGUGAUCAUCCUCCAUUUUUGCAUACUGCCAAUUAUUGCAUAACAACCUGAUCUUUGGAUACUGUGUCAAUAAAUGAGGAGACAGUAUGUUUCCUAAUAUUUCUUUUUUCUUAUUUAAACUCUUCUUAUUUUUAACCUUAUUAAUUUAUUUACUUAGCACUCAUAGUAAAUAAGUACCCACUCUGGGCAGGGUGCUGUGCUGGAUUUAUAGUGAUUGAACUGGUGGUGAUCCUUAGCAUGUCUCCUCAGCUUAUUCACAACCUGAGAGUACACAGUGGAAACUCACUCGCUACAUACCUACCCUCAGUAUUUGGCAUUCCGCAUAAAAGAUGAAGUUUUGAAUCUAAUCCUUGUCCUCAAGAACCUUUAAUAUGAUAGGGAAGCUUGCACAGAGGUGAGAUAAGACACAUAUAAACAUGUAAAUCAGUUUAUGAUAAUUUUGUUUAUAACGAAAAAAUGGUUUGAGUUAAUUUUUACAGGUAACAUUUUUUUCCUACAUAAUUGUAAUUUUGCUUUACUCUGAAAGUAAAAUGAGUGUGUCUUUCUCUUCCAAUUCUACUUGUGUUUUCCUUUUUCUUGGACUCAGUAUGAUCGUGGACACAAAUCUUCCACAGCCUUUAGCGCAAACACAGCUGUAGCAUAAAUGAGGAAGUAGAGUGUAUCAGCUCAACUGAACGAAGUUCAAACUCCGGGCUCUACUAGACAGGAAAAUGGAUAUUCCAAUAAGUACAGUCAUUGAGGCUACCGCAAGUUAUCUGCCCAAAGCUGCAGGAUCAGCGUUUUUUAGAUAGUAUCAUGGAUGAGUAGUUAAUUAAGUAAAGAAAUCCAAUCCCAGUGGAAUCUCAGGGAAAUGAGGUCUAUACUUUCCUCUUCUUGUACAUUGGGGCAAAUUGGUCUUUGAUUCUGUUGUAGCCAUCUCUUGGGUACUUUUGCCCUAUGUUCUACUUCUAUUACUUUGAAAAAUCUUUUUUGUUGAAGUGACCUUAGUGUCAGUGACACCCAUAGGCUAAAUUUAAUUGCUCUUUAUAAAAACACUGUCUUUUAAGAAAAGAAUUCCUUCAAUUCACAAUUAAUUGAAGCUUUACUGUUAGAAACUUUCUUGUUUAAACUCGUACUAGUCUUAACCUUAUUGAUUUAUUUAGUUAUCACAAAUGGCCUAUUCAGUAUGAGUAGUAGUUUUCUCAGCUUCCAGCUCUUAACUUUCAGCCUGAUAUUAAAUUUUGAGAUGUACCAACAAACAAACCCAUACAGAGGGUCAGAUAAAACUGGGUGUCUGUGUAGGGGUGGUUUAGUAUUCCUUCUUAAAGAACUAUUCAUAGGAUGAUGGUAGAAUCUUUUGAAGUUGGAGGCUGAGCUAUGUAGUGAUUAUUAGCAUAUAUGAAUUUGGGUAAGUUAUUAGUAAAUAAAAUAGGACUCUAAGCUUUUUUGCUCACUCAUCUGUAAAAUUUAAUAUCAGAUGAUCUUGUUGUGGAUUAAAAGCUGAAAAACAGCGUAGUGUGUGAUACAUAGUAAGUGCUCAAUAAAUGUUAUCACUGUGACCGCUGGUCAUUUUUAUCUUGAUUAUUUGUGUUUAGGACUUUGUCAAACCGAAAAACUUAUUUUAAUCUGCGAAGUCUUAAAAGGCACAUCUGACUUAUUUUUUAAAAAAACUUUCUGUUACUGAUAGUGUCUCUGAUUUCAGUUGAAUUGAUUUGAAUCACACAAUUGGUCAUAGAGACUGAAAGAAUGGCCUCAAGGGUAAAACUAUGGUUUAUUCUCAUGUGCGUCGUGAGAAUAGCACUUUAUUCAGAGGAGGUACUCAACAACUUUGGACAAAGUUUUAGGGGACUGGAGGCCUAGAUCUUGGGUUUAUUUCUUGCUUCUUACAAGAUGUGGACUGUCUCUGGUUACCUUUCUGGAACCAAGAUUUCGAAGGUCCUCAAGCCAGGCUUUGGUGAUAGAAAGACUGAGGUCUGAGCUCUGGCUCUGCUGCAGGCUGGUCCAGGUGCAUGGGGUUUCCUGGUCAGGCUCAUACCUUGCUAUUCUGUCAGCUCUACAUUCUUUAAGUAUUUGCUAAACAUCUGUUUAAUGGAAGCAAAGAGAAAAUGGUUUUAAUAACAGUACAAUAUGUUAACAAAUUUGCUAACUUAUUCACUUUCUCUGGCCAAGCCAGGAUCAGUGUUCUGGAGGCAAAAACAGUGAAAGAUUUUCCUUCGUUUUUGUUAUUCCUGAUUUUGAUACAGGUUAUGUGUGUGUGUAUACUCUACAUAAAACAAGGAAUUGGGAGGUGUAUUAAAAGAUUUGAAUCUUAGAUCGUAAAAUACCUUACUUGCUUCAGGCAGAACGCACCAGCCAUGCCUGUUUGAGUUCAGAAUUACAGCGGGCAGUAAUGGCGCGUGCAGGUAGCAGAAAUACCCCAGAUAGGCAAUGCUAACGCUGGGUUGGCUUCUCUUAAGGGUGGGGGAGCAGAGAGGUCUUUUCCCACUUCAGAGUGUUAUAUUUACAUUAUUCUAGUUAUGUAAAGGAUUGCAUGAAGAAAUUUGCAUUGAUCGACACAUAUUACUCAAGUAAUAUUUUAGCACUCUAAAUAAAUUGGCUCCUGAGGAAUUGGCCUGCUCCCCUGAACCCAAUCUAACUUUUAUUGAAAACACUUAACCUUUGGGGUUGGCAAUUACUGACUUUAUGAUUUGGGGUAUGCUGUUUAACCUCUCUGAAUCUUGGUAUCAUCAUCUCCAAAAGGCAUGACAGGAAGAAGGGAGACAAAGGAAUAACACCAGCCAAGCUUCCUCAUUAUCAGUGAACUGCAAGCUUGCCCAGGACCACCCCCCUACUGUCUACUUCCUCCCCUGCUUUUUCCUUUCUCUCCUAGCUCAGAACAGAAUUGCCUGACCACUGCUUGCUGCAGAGGGUACUGGGAACGCAAGAGCAUUUGGCAUGUCAGAGCCACACUGUCUUCCUUGGGCUUUCCUUUGUGAACUGAUUCCAUUUAAAAGACUCUUGUGAACGUGUUGUUUCAGUCAAGUCCCCAGAGAGUACAUUUGUCUUCUGAACUGCUGGUGAUUUUAAGAACCAGAUGAUCCCCGUGGGGAGCCUGCUCUCAGCCAUCCCAGAGCCCCUGCUUCUCAGGAUGCUCCUGAUCCAGUAGUAGAUGCGGGUGGACUCGAGAGCAUCACCCAGUGUCCGCAGGCGCUUCCUCAGAUGAUGGCUGCAGCAGCCGAUGGUUUGGGGAGUAUAGCCAUAGACACGACCCAGCUCAACAUGUCCGUAACAGAUUCCACAGCCUGGGCCACAGCCAUGAAUAACUUGGGCAUGGUUCCCGUGGGGUUGCCUGGACAGCAGCUCGUGUCUGACUCAAUCUGUGUGCCCGGCUUUGAUCCAAGCCUGAACGUGAUGACUGGAAUCACCCCCAUUAACCCAAUGAUACCAGGCCUGGGGCUGGUCCCACCCCCGCCACCAGCAGAAGUGGCUGUCGUCAAAGAAAUAAUCCACUGCAAAAGCUGUACCCUUUUCCCUCAAAAUCCAAAUCUUCCACCUCCUUCCACACGAGAACGACCUCCUGGGUGCAAGACUGUGUUUGUCGGAGGAUUGCCAGAAAAUGCUACUGAGGAAAUUAUACAAGAAGUCUUUGAGCAGUGCGGUGAUAUCACAGCGAUUCGGAAAAGCAAGAAGAAUUUUUGUCACAUUCGCUUUGCGGAGGAAUUCAUGGUUGAUAAAGCCAUUUACCUUUCUGGUUACCGGAUGCGAUUGGGAUCUAGCACAGACAAGAAGGAUUCCGGUCGCCUCCAUGUGGACUUUGCCCAGGCCAGGGACGACUUCUACGAGUGGGAAUGCAAGCAGCGGAUGCGCGCCCGGGAGGAGCGGCACCGGCGCAAGCUGGAGGAGGACCGGCUGCGGCCGCCCUCCCCGCCAGCCAUCAUGCACUACUCGGAGCACGAGGCCGCCCUCCUGGCCGAAAAGCUGAAAGAUGAUAGCAAGUUUUCUGAGGCUAUCACAGUGCUGCUUUCUUGGAUUGAACGAGGGGAAGUGAAUCGGCGUUCCGCCAACCAAUUCUACUCCAUGGUGCAGUCGGCCAACAGCCACGUCCGCAGGCUGAUGAACGAAAAAGCCACCCAUGAGCAAGAGAUGGAGGAGGCCAAGGAGACUUUUAAAAACGCCUUAACCGGGAUCCUCACCCAAUUUGAGCAGAUUGUGGCCGUUUUCAACGCUUCUACCAGACAAAAAGCUUGGGACCAUUUCUCGAAAGCUCAGCGCAAGAACAUAGACAUUUGGCGAAAGCAUUCUGAGGAGCUUCGGAACGCUCAAAGCGAGCAGCUCAUGGGCAUCCGUCGUGAGGAAGAAAUGGAGAUGUCGGAUGAUGAGAACUGUGACAGCCCGACUAAAAAAAUGAGAGUCGAUGAAUCAGCCUUAGCUGCCCAGGCCUACGCCCUUAAAGAGGAGAACGACAGUCUCCGUUGGCAGCUGGAUGCCUACCGGAACGAGGUGGAGCUGCUGAAACAAGAAAAAGAACAGCUUUUUCGAACGGAAGAAAACGUCACCAAGGACCAGCAGCUACAGUUCCUGCAGCAAACCAUGCAAGGCAUGCAGCAGCAAUUGCUGACCAUCCAGGAGGAGCUAAACAACAAAAAGUCAGAACUGGAGCAAGCAAAAGAAGAGCAGUCCCACACACAGGCACUACUUAAAGUUCUCCAGGAACAGCUCAAAGGUACCAAGGAAUCGGUUGAGACCAAUGGCCACAGCCACGAGGACACAAAUGAAAUCAAUGUGUUGACGGUUGCACUGGUCAACCAAGACCGAGAGAGCAAUAUUGAGAAAAGAAGCCAAGGUUUAAAAUCAGAGAAAGAAGCUCUGCUAAUAGGCAUCAUAUCGACGUUUCUUCACGUCCAUCCUUUUGGAGCCAAUAUAGAAUAUCUGUGGUCGUACAUGCAGCAGCUGGACUCCAAGAUAUCUGCAAAUGAAAUCGAAAUGCUUCUGAUGAGGCUGCCACGCAUGUUUAAACAGGAAUUCACAGGCGUAGGAGCAACGCUGGAAAAAAGGUGGAAGUUGUGUGCCUUUGAAGGAAUUAAAACUCCCUAACUGUGAAGAGCAAAAAAAAAAAAAAAAAAAACCCUCUGGAAAUGAAACCGUCAGACAGCAGCCAGGGCUGUGCAGUCUGAGGGCCGGUCCAGCGCGGAGCCUUGCGGUGCCAUUAAAGCUUGACUCUAGUUCCGUCUGUGGCGUUGUCUCGUGAGUGGAAAUGUAAUCGUGUACCAGUUCCUUAAACAAAGCUUCAUACUGUGACAGAUCUGUUUCCUAUGAAAACCAAACAGUCAUAAUGAUGGCAAAAACCUUCAAAGAUGCUACAUUUGAAAAUAGCUCACCAAGCAAAAUAUUUAAAGUGAAUGAUGGUGUAGCAAGGGUUGUUGCUAGGCUACGGAGUUGUAUAUGUAAUGUAUAGCUGAAAUCAUUAAGUGGCAUUUUCCUGAAAGUUUAUCUUUCUGUUUUAGUACAAAAAAAAAAAAGUAAUUUUACAGUUAGGGAAAAAAAAAUCAUACCAAAAGGAAACUUGAAUACCUGUCUGAACAGUUAUUGUAUUUUGUAAAUUAAGUUAUAUGCCAUUCCAGGGACUUCUGCCUUACUGAAGAGGCAGAAAAUGUGAUUGGACUCCUUGAGAAUGCUUUAUCAAGAAUAUUAUUUUUCUAAUGUAACAAUUCUCCAUCAUAAGUUCUUUUAACAUGGACUGCAUAACAAUUUUCAUAAAAUGUAAAUAAAGGAAAAGCUAGUGCUACUGUCUUGUACUUGGUAUGGAACAUUCAAGUUUAUGCAUCAAAAUAAACAUUCAGUAAAUACUCCUGUUACAAAUUUUAUAGCAAAGAUAUUAAUUUUUUUCAAUAAAUAUGACUUCUACCAUAUUACAUUUGCAAAUUGUUCUUUGAUUUUU
Molecule: messenger RNA, 17382 nt
Organism: Loxodonta africana (African savanna elephant)
Lineage: Eukaryota; Metazoa; Chordata; Mammalia; Proboscidea; Elephantidae
Gene: ENOX1
Product: ecto-NOX disulfide-thiol exchanger 1
Exons: 16
Coding region: 14664-16538 (624 amino acids)
Biological process (GO): ultradian rhythm
Cellular component (GO): external side of plasma membrane; plasma membrane
Molecular function (GO): RNA binding; NADH dehydrogenase activity; protein disulfide isomerase activity
Source: RefSeq, a predicted model, not a curated record